Messenger RNA from Polistes canadensis, 3757 nucleotides. RefSeq names its product 1-phosphatidylinositol 4,5-bisphosphate phosphodiesterase-like. The transcript is spliced from 19 exons. Bases 121 to 3441 code for a protein of 1106 amino acids. Gene Ontology annotation, molecular function: calcium ion binding; phosphatidylinositol-4,5-bisphosphate phospholipase C activity. Lineage: Eukaryota; Metazoa; Arthropoda; Insecta; Hymenoptera; Vespidae. Gene Ontology annotation, biological process: lipid metabolic process; phosphatidylinositol-mediated signaling. The record is from RefSeq and is a predicted model, not a curated record.
GUACCAAGGGAAAAUAAAAUGAGCAACCCGGCCCGGAAGAGACGCUCUUAACGUCAAUCUAUUUUGAAGGAAGAAAAACAAGAUCCGAUCUCUAAAACUUGAACAGAGAGGAUCACGAAGAUGACGAAGAGAUUUGAAUUCAACUGGCAGAUCGAAGUGCCGGAAGCACUUCGUAAUGGAUGCGUCUUCGAUCGAUGGUCUGAAGAGAAGGACAAUACAGAGCUUGAGAUGAACUGUAUGUUCAAGGCCGACGAGUACGGUUUUUUCAUUUAUUGGCAGAGCGAAGGAAAGGACGGUGAUGUGUUAGAACUGUGUCAAGUGAGCGAUAUUCGUGCUGGUGGUGUGCCAAAGGAUCCAAAGCUGUAUGAUAAGUUAGUUGCCAAACAUAGCGAACAGCUAGAUGAAAAAAGUUUGACCAUCUGUUCAGGCGUCGAUUAUACCAACAUCAAUUACCAGCACGUCGUUUGUCCGGAUGCUAAGACCGCCAAGGUAUGGUUGGAUGGUGUACGAUCGAUUACACACAACGUGAAAGGCAACAACUUUUGUCCACUAACAUGCUUGAAGAAACAUUGGAUGCGAUUGAGAAUGUUGGUGGAUCCAAAUGGAAAAGUGCCAGUGAGAGUGGUUGCGAGGACUUUCGCGUCUGGGAAAACUGAAAAGCUCGUUUAUCAGUGUCUGUCUGACUUGAAUCUCCCGAGUGGAAAGAAUGACGUUAUAGAACCGGAAGAUUUUACUUUCGAUGCAUUUUACGCUCUUUAUCAUAAAAUAUGUCCAAGGAAUGACAUAGAAGAGCUCUUCCAAUCUAUAACACAAGGAAAGGCGGAUACGAUAAACCUCGAACAGUUGAUUACCUUUCUCAACGAAAAACAACGUGAUCCAACAUUAAACGAAAUUCUUUAUCCACUAUACGACGAGAAACGAGCCUUAGAAAUUAUCUACGAUUACGAGCAGAAUGAAACUGCCCGAAAUCAAAAAACGAUGACGAAGGACGGCUUUAUAAGAUACUUGAUGUCGGAUGAGAAUGCACCAGUUUUCUUAGACAGAUUAGACGUUUAUAUGGACAUGGACCAACCAUUGGCGCAUUACUAUAUCAAUUCGAGCCAUAACACGUAUCUGAGUGGUCGUCAGUUUGGUGGAAAAAGUAGCGUUGAGAUGUACAGACAAGUUUUGCUUGCAGGUUGCAGAUGUGUUGAGCUGGAUUGCUGGGACGGUAAAGGUGAAGACGAGGAACCAAUAAUAACGCAUGGUAAAGCAAUGUGUACUGAUAUACUUUUCAAAGACGUCAUUUAUGCCGUCAGAGAUACCGCCUUUGUAACAUCUGAGUAUCCAGUGAUACUAAGUUUCGAGAACCACUGUAGUAAAAAACAACAAUACAAAUUAGCAAAGUAUUGUGACGAGAUUCUAGGAGAUCUAUUAUUAAGAGAACCCAUCAAGGAUUUCCCUCUGGAACCAGGUGUACCAUUGCCUUCACCUAACUUACUGAAACGAAAGAUUUUGAUUAAAAAUAAACGACUGAAGCCCGAAGUUGAAAAACAAGAACUCGAACUAUUCAAGCAAGGGCAGUUUGUUAUCGAAGAUGAGGUUAAAGAAGAUGCAAGUGCGCCACCUGUCGUAGCUGCUGUCGUUGAACAGCAACCUUCGAAGGAUGAAACUUCGACUGAUUCCCUUACGUCAUCUACUACCGGUGUUCCGCAACAACAAUCUGGCAGUGGUCCAACUGGUCUUGGCGAAAGUUUGGAACUUGCUGUAGCUCAACCAUAUACCGGAAGUACAACGAACGUUCAUCCGUGGCUUUCUUCCAUGGUCAAUUACGCUCAGCCUAUCAAAUUUCCGGGUUUUGACGUUGCCGAACAAAAGAACAUACACCAUAACAUGUCUUCCUUUGCGGAAACGGCUGGACUGAAUUAUUUGAAGACAUCAGCCAUCGAAUUUGUUAAUUAUAAUAAACGUCAAAUGAGCCGAAUAUAUCCGAAAGGUACUCGAGCGGAUUCCUCAAAUUAUAUGCCACAGGUCUUCUGGAACGCCGGUUGUCAAAUGGUGUCACUGAACUUUCAAACAGCGGAUUUGCCAAUGCAACUAAACCAGGGCAAGUUCGAAUAUAAUGGAUCCUCAGGGUAUCUCCUCAAACCGGAUUUCAUGAGACGUGCUGAUAGAAGUUUCGAUCCGUUUGCUGAAAGUCCAGUUGAUGGAGUAAUCGCUAUACAAUGUAGCGUACAGGUAAUAGCGGGCCAGUUCCUUUCGGACAAAAAGGUUGGUACAUACGUUGAAGUUGAAAUGUAUGGUCUACCAACUGACACAAUAAGAAAAGAAUUCCGUACGAGAGUUGUACCAGCGAAUGGCCUUAAUCCGGUGUACAACGAAGAGCCAUUCCUCUUUAGAAAAGUCGUCUUACCGGAUUUGGCUGCUCUUAGAUUCGCUGUUUAUGACGAAUCAAACGGAAAACUUCUUGGCCAAAGAAUAGUUCCUUUAGACGGUUUGCAAUCUGGCUAUCGUCAUAUAUCUCUACGUACUGAAGCAAACUUUCCUAUGUCCCUUCCUAUGCUCUUUUGCAAUAUAGAAAUAAAGAUCUACGUACCGGAUGGUUUCCAAGAAUUUAUGGACGCCUUAACCGCACCUCGUGCUUUCAAAAAAACUGAGAGUAUGUCGCAAAAUAAAAUGCGUGGACUUGGAAUUGAAGAGAGUGACAGUAAAAGUAGUUCCAAUUCUAUGCCCUCUAAGCAUCAAGAAGCUGCAAAACCUAGAGAGGAAAUUAAAUUCGAUCCGAUAACUGUGGAAUCAUUGAAAUUAGAGAAGGGUUAUCAAAAGAUUUUAAGAAAACAUCAAAAGGAUUUGGAAUCUUUGAAGAAGAGGCAUCAGAAAGAAAAGGUGUCUUUACAAAAGCAGCACUGCGUUGCAAUAGAAAAAAUCAUCAAAGGGAAGAAUAAAUCAGAAUUAUCGAGUGAUCCGAUAGUACGACAAGCAGUGAACGAACAGACAGGUCAAUGGUCUCGUCUGGCAGAUAGACAACGUCGUGAGGAACGUGAUCUUGUACGAGUUCAUUUCGAGGAACGUCGAAUCCAAUUAAGGAAAUUAUGUAUGGCAGCACAGGGAGCACAACAGAAACAGUUGACAGCGAGACACGAACGGGAAAUCAAAGAGAUGAAUGCCAGACAGGCGAAGUUAUCUGUAGAGAGUAUGCGAGAGGUGAUGAACGAUAAGACCUUGAAGACACGUGGUAUCAAAGAGGGUAGGCUUAGGGAGAAACAGCAAAACAAUACGAAGAAAUUCAUGGAGGAACGAAAGAUUGCACAGAUGAUACAGAACAGGGAGAAGGAGAAGCUCAAGGUCAUACACGAGAAACAAAUGGAGGAACUACAGAAAGAUAUGAAUGCGAUAAUGGAUGUAUACAAGAACGAAGAAAUGGAAUACGAAUUGGGACCGAAGACAGAAUUUUACGCGUGAUUUGAUUUCGAUGUUGUAUCAAGUAAUAGUUCCAAGUCACGUGAUCGUCCAUAAGGGACGAGUAUUCUUUUAGAAAUUCUUAACUAUAUCGGAUACACGCUGUAUCAGUAAUUAUAAUUGGAAUUGGGAUCAAGCAUAAUUAGUUGUCGUUCUCGAAUCACUCAUCGUUCAUUUCGUAGCUACAAGAACGUUGGGGGAUACGAUAUGGACAAGUUAAUCAAAACCUAAUGUACCUAGUUAAUUGUUCUGAAUAUUUUUUUAUAAAAAAAAAGGAAAGAAAAAUGCAAACAAAACAAAAAAAUGUGACAGAAAGAAA